Molecule: messenger RNA, 1344 nt
Organism: Colletotrichum tamarilloi
Lineage: Eukaryota; Fungi; Ascomycota; Sordariomycetes; Glomerellales; Glomerellaceae
Product: beta-tubulin
Exons: 7
Coding region: 1-1344 (447 amino acids)
Biological process (GO): mitotic cell cycle; microtubule cytoskeleton organization
Cellular component (GO): microtubule; cytoplasm
Molecular function (GO): GTP binding; GTPase activity; structural constituent of cytoskeleton
Source: RefSeq, a predicted model, not a curated record
AUGCGUGAGAUUGUUCACCUUCAGACCGGCCAGUGCGGUAACCAGAUUGGUGCUGCCUUCUGGCAGAACAUCUCUGGCGAGCACGGUCUCGACAGCAAUGGCGUGUACAACGGCACUUCCGAGCUUCAGCUCGAGCGCAUGAGCGUCUACUUCAACGAAGCCUCCGGCAACAAGUACGUUCCUCGCGCCGUCCUCGUCGACUUGGAGCCCGGUACCAUGGACGCCGUCCGUGCCGGUCCCUUUGGCCAGCUUUUCCGCCCCGACAACUUCGUCUUUGGCCAGUCCGGUGCCGGCAACAACUGGGCCAAGGGUCACUACACUGAGGGAGCUGAGCUCGUCGACCAGGUUCUCGAUGUCGUCCGUCGCGAGGCUGAGGGCUGCGACUGCCUCCAGGGCUUCCAGAUCACCCACUCCCUUGGUGGUGGUACCGGUGCCGGUAUGGGUACCCUCCUGAUCUCCAAGAUCCGUGAGGAGUUCCCCGACCGCAUGAUGGCUACCUUCUCCGUCGUUCCCUCUCCCAAGGUUUCCGACACCGUUGUCGAGCCUUACAACGCCACCCUCUCCGUCCACCAGCUGGUCGAGAACUCCGACGAGACCUUCUGCAUUGACAACGAGGCUCUCUACGACAUCUGCAUGCGUACUCUCAAGCUCUCCAACCCCUCCUACGGCGACUUGAACCACCUCGUUUCCGCCGUCAUGUCCGGUGUCACCACCUGCCUGCGUUUCCCCGGUCAGCUGAACUCUGACUUGCGUAAGCUCGCCGUCAACAUGGUUCCUUUCCCCCGUCUCCACUUCUUCAUGGUCGGCUUCGCUCCCCUGACCAGCCGUGGCGCCCACUCCUUCCGCGCCGUCAGCGUUCCCGAGCUCACCCAGCAGAUGUUCGACCCCAAGAACAUGAUGGCUGCCUCUGACUUCCGCAACGGUCGUUACCUGACCUGCUCUGCCAUCUUCCGUGGUAAGGUCGCCAUGAAGGAUGUUGAGGACCAGAUGCGCAACGUUCAGAACAAGAACUCGUCCUACUUCGUCGAGUGGAUUCCCAACAACGUCCAGACCGCCCUUUGCUCCAUUCCUCCCCGCGGCCUCAAGAUGUCUUCCACCUUUGUCGGUAACUCUACCGCCAUCCAGGAGCUCUUCAAGCGUGUCGGUGAGCAGUUCACUGCCAUGUUCCGUCGCAAGGCUUUCUUGCAUUGGUACACUGGUGAGGGUAUGGACGAGAUGGAGUUCACUGAGGCUGAGUCCAACAUGAACGAUCUCGUCUCCGAGUACCAGCAAUACCAGGAUGCUGGUGUUGACGAGGAGGAGGAGGAGUACGAGGAGGAGGUCCCUCUUGAGGAGGAGGUUUAA